GCAAUAACAAACGUCAAAUUGAAAUUGACAUGUAAAAGGGAACCAAGUGUCACGCAAUAGUGCAACGCUUUCUCUCAAUAAUAUUGUAUUAAAUUCCUAAUUUACUCAAUGGUGUUGUUAUAAUAUAACAAAUAUAGCUAUCGACGGACUCUCUACUGACUACUACAAGAAGACUGGCAUCAGCCCUGACCUCGAAAUAGUUGAGCUCGCGUCAUGUUGCCGAAGAGUCAGGUGACUGACAUGGACCUCCCCGAUUUUACGGACGUGUUGGAAGAAAGCGAACGGGUACUUAAAGAAUGCUUCACACAAUACCAAAUAGACGAGGUUUUCCUCUCAUUCAACGGCGGCAAAGACUGCACAGUGCUCUUAGACAUAACUUUAAACGUUUUACGAGAAAUUUACAAACGUGAUGACAUUGCUAAAGACCUUAAAGUAGUGUAUAUUCGGACUAAUGGACCGUUCAGUGAAAUUGAGUCUUUUGUGGAACAAAUUAAGGAUCAUUAUGGUGUGACGCUGAUGGUGACGGAGGGAGAAUUGAAGACCACGUUGCAACGGUUGCUGGAUCAGGAUGAGAGGCUGAAAGCGGGUCUUAUGGGCACGAGGAGAACGGAUCCUUAUAGCGAGAACUUAUCGUUUAUGCAGAAAACAGACCCAAGUUGGCCACAGAUAGUGCGAGUAUCCCCCCUUCUCAACUGGAGUUACCAUCAAAUCUGGAGUUAUACGUUACACAGAAGAGUGCCGUAUUGCAGUCUAUAUGAUAAAGGAUACACAUCAAUAGGCAGUAUACAAAACACACGACCGAACCCAGCACUAGCUAAGAAAAACAGUUUCGGUUGCAUCUCUUACUUGCAAGCGUGGCACCUAUCCGAUGCCACUCUAGAACGCGCUGGAAGAGGUUCUACGCCCAAAGUCGCUGUCAAUGGCCACGGGAAUUACAAUACUAUAAACAAUCACAUAGGAAAUGGUAUCGAUAACAAUCAUUUGAACAACAGCGACCAUGUACAUCCGUCGUGUGUUUAAAAAUGGAAUGGGUAAACGGCUAAUGAUUGUUUUAGAAUUGUUUGUGAAAGAAUUUGAAGUGAAAUCUUUUUUGUGUCAUGUUCUUCAAACUUUUUUGACUAACAAAAAUCGACCUUAAGGUUUUCGGAGUAAGAGUCAUUUUCAUCUAAGAUGUCAAUAGCCAGUUGGUUAGUACAAAACUAGGUUCGAAUUCCGGGAUAAAAAAAUAGAAUUUACGUUGCCAAGCCUCCUUGAAUCUGAAUCAAUAGCAACUGGCAGCUUAGAAAUUCUGCUAUGUGACUGCCACGAAUAAAAGCGAUAUACAAACUCCUUUUUGUUCUUUUUUUAAACAUUACUAUAUAAUCAGUAGCCGAUUACUCAAAACAAUGUACCUUUAGACCGAAUUAAACUCCAAUAUUAUUUUUAUCAGGUCAUAAAACACCCGAUAAUUAGACAAUUACAUAAUUACUUUUAAAAUAUUGUAUAAUAAACUUGUGUCUCCUAUCAGAUAGAUAUAUUAUAAAUAUUAUAACUAUGGUAAUUACGAGAUUAAACUUUGUAUAAACAAUGUAAAA
This is a messenger RNA of Helicoverpa armigera (cotton bollworm), 1574 nucleotides long. RefSeq names its product FAD synthase. Gene Ontology annotation, biological process: FAD biosynthetic process. Bases 214 to 1020 code for a protein of 268 amino acids. The record is from RefSeq and is a predicted model, not a curated record. NCBI's taxonomy places the organism in Eukaryota, Metazoa, Arthropoda, Insecta, Lepidoptera, Noctuidae. The transcript is spliced from 5 exons. Gene Ontology annotation, molecular function: FMN adenylyltransferase activity.